Messenger RNA from Siniperca chuatsi (mandarin fish), 8712 nucleotides. RefSeq names its product sine oculis binding protein homolog (Drosophila) a (gene sobpa). Gene Ontology annotation, biological process: animal organ development. Gene Ontology annotation, cellular component: nucleus. NCBI's taxonomy places the organism in Eukaryota, Metazoa, Chordata, Actinopteri, Centrarchiformes, Sinipercidae. The record is from RefSeq and is a predicted model, not a curated record.
UGUUUUAGGCUGCACUUCUAUUCUGAUUGCUCACACACGUUUUCUUUUUCCUCAGCUGAGAAAGCUGCCAUCAUCACGCACCUGCUCCAGAUGUUCCUGAUCUUCCACUUUAAUAUUGCUCUUUGCAAGACAAAUAAAGCCAUGGGUUUAAGCCCUGCGACAUCCACUGACCUACCGAUGUGCCCUUGAGCAAGGCACUACACCCACUACACCUGCACAGUUGCUCGGGUUACGACUGACAGCAAAAUGUCUUUUCUGCACAUGCAACUAAACGCGCUGGAACUUCCAGACUUGACUUUUGACUUUGUGGCGUUAAAUAACUGAAGCUGUAACUGGUAGAAAGGCCACAUUUCACUAUGAGCAGCACCAGUAGGUUGCGGCUCCCCCGAAGAACAACGUGAGACAGGCUGGCUGCGUGUGGGCACCUGUUUGCUGCUUGCAGACUUUCACCAUGAGGGAGCAGCGCUAAGUGGAUGUGACUGCUCUGAUUGCGCUCCAUGGGAAAGCGAGAAGAAAUAGCCUACCUCAGAUCAUCAACGCGUCAUAUAAUGUUUCAGCGGACGCCCCUCCCCCUGUCUCGUUUUUUCCCCUCACUCAACCUCUCCUUUGACUCACAGAGGCGGCUCACCACUGGCGCACGGACCGUGGACGAUACGGGCAGAAGAUGGCUGACUUAGCCGGGCACCGCAAGCCCUCGGCGGCAUCAUCAGCGUCACACGGGCCGCUGAAAAGCUGCAAGACAUCCGCCGUCUGGCGACUGUAAACAGCUGCCGCUGCCUCUCUCACCCCCUCCUCUCCCCUCCUCACCGCAAAUAUUGACAGAAGUAUCAAAGAGAAAACAUGGCAGAGAUGGAAAAAGAGGGCAGACCUCCGGAAAAUAAAAGAAGCCGAAAACCAGCUCACCCGGUGAAAAGGGAAAUAAAUGAAGAGAUGAAGAGCUUUGCAGAGAACACCAUGAACGAGCUGCUGGGCUGGUACGGCUAUGACAAGGUGGAGCUGAGAGACUCUGACCACCUGGAGAUAGGGGAGACGCCACAGCACAUCUCUGUCCUCAAAGAAAACUUGUUGCCAAAAAUCCCAACUUCGACAGAGGGCAGCGAAGCCUCUCCGGAUCGAGCCAACAGCUCCCAGUCUUUGCCAGCCUCCAGGAACGGAGUCACAGAGUCCUCCACCACGCCGUCCACCUCCACGCCCAGCAUCAAGGAACACGGCAACCUGCCCAUCCUAGUCCCCAUGAUCCCCCCGCCACUGAUCAAGCCCCCUGCAGAUGAAGAUGCAUCCAAUGUGCAGAUCAUGUGCGCCUGGUGCCAGAAGGUCGGCGUCAAACGCUAUUCUCUGAGCAUGGGGAGUGAGCUGAAGAGCUUCUGCAGUGAGAAGUGCUUCGCCGCCUGCCGCAGAGCCUAUUUUAAGAGAAACAAGCUGGGAUAUGUAAGGAAUUACGCUGCGAGAGACGACGAUGGCCUCGGUGGGAAAUUACCCCAGCACAACUUUACUCAGGACACGCCCAGGCUUGUCUUCAAGACAAACAGCGAUGUGCUUGUGUGUGACUGGUGCAAACAUAUUCGCCACACUAAGGAGUACCUAGACUUUGGUGCUGGUGAGCGGAGGCUGCAGUUCUGCAGUGCCAAAUGCCUGAACCAAUAUAAGAUGGACAUUUUCUACAAGGAGACCCAGGCCGCGCUGCCUGGAGCAAUGUGUAAUCCAGGACAUGGGGCUGGCGGGGAGGGUAAGCUGGAGUGCAGUGGAGGGGUACAGCUGCUCACUCCUGAAUCUUGGGGAACUCCAUUAACAGACCUCCGGCGUAAAGCUCCCUCACCAGGGGGGCCUUCCACCACCUCUGCUUUUGCCCCUUCCACUUCUUCUGCCACCUCACCCUCAGACACUGCUGCCGUCUGCUCCCCGUCCUCCUCCUCCUCAGCCAAGAUCCCCACACCCAGACCCCAUGAGAGCCCCACACUCCCCCCCCCGCCCGUUCCAACUUUGCACCCACCUGUCGGGGUUCACCCUGGUAGCCCUCCCAUGGUGAUGACACCCCGGGGACCCAUGCCCCUGCCUCUGUUCAUGGAGCAUCAAAUGAUGCAGCAGAUCCGUCCACCAUUUCUUCGCCCCUCUGCCCACCCAGCAGGGCCCAAUAGCCCCCUGUCAAACCCUAUCAUCCCCGGUAUUGGUCCACCACCUCCCUCUAGGACCAUUGGUCCAGCAUCAAGCCCCAUGCACAGGCCCCUGCUGUCUCCACAUGUCCACCCCUCAUCCAAUCCCAACCCUGGCAUGACCCCCCACCAUGGUCUCCCCAUGCCAGGCCUGCCCCCUUUCCCCCCAAUCAACAUGAUGCCCAAUGGACGCAUUCCUCUGCCCCCAAUGAUGAACUUUGGCAUGCCAUCCUUGGCCCCAUUGGUACCCCCACCAACUCUCUUGGUCCCUUACCCUGUCAUUGUACCCCUCCCAGUCCCAAUUCCUAUUCCAAUCCCAAUUCCCUUUAGCCCCAAAACUUCCAGGGACCAGCCGGAGAACAGUGGCUGCGUCAGCAGUGCUCCAGAGUCCUUUGAAGCUUCAGCUUCUUGGCCCCACUCUCCAGGUUCCUCUGGAGGUGACAGAGGGGAGCAGAAAGUAGAGUCUGCUGGUGCAGAGCGUCUUUCUCCUGUACGCUCAGAGAGAAGCAGGACGGCGUUGGUGGACUUGACUGUGAAGGCAGAGGACAAUUCAGGCAACCUGUGUCUAGCCAGUGGUCCUGGACCGAUAGAUGGGGUGAUUGAUCUAACUGUGGGCCAGAGGUCAUGCAAACAGCAGGUAAUUCAGCGGAUGUUACCUGGGGUCCAGGUCAAAGUAGAGGUAGAAGCUGAAUCAAGAUCUCCACCAGCUGCUGGGCUGGGGGAGGAAGGGAAGGGCAGGCGGGAUGGGGAAGAAAGGGUCCUCUCACAGGGCCUCCUCAGUGCUACAGAGCUGGAAGGGGCCACACACCCAAACACACUGGAAUCAUCAGGCCCACCCUCCAGCAACAGCAGCCCUUCUUGCAACACUGAUCCUCCAGUGAGCCAUCUAAAUCCCUGUAACUCCAACUUUACCCCACCACCUUUGUCCAGCACAGCACGGACCCAGCCCCAACCCUUGCCCCAGCUCCAAACUAGCCCUGCUGCCCCAUGUAAUGUCAUAGUCAAUGGUACAGGAUGGCAUUCGCUUCUCACUCCUGCCUUUGAGUCUUGCCCUGACCGAAGAGGAGACAGCAUUGCAGGAGAAGGAGAGGCAGAGGAGCAGCCAGCCAACUGUGAGCUGGAACACGAGGCACUGAAAGAGAACAAUUGCUUGGUUGGAGAUUGGGAGCCGGGGAAGCGGGGCUCAGCCCAAGAUGAGAUGGCAGAUACAAUCGAGGGUAAGCCAGACCCUGACUCCAACUUGGAGGAGGGUGAGCAUGCCUAUGCCCUGCCGUUGCUGUCUACCGGAGGCUGUGUGGUCAUCCAGCCUGUGCCAAAGCCCGGUGCUGACAAGACGGCCAUCCUGUCCUGCUCCAUCAGUGCCCCUUUAUCAGCAGAUGGGAGCCCCGAAUUGGAGCCGCCGCUGAAGAGGAGGUGUCUGCGAAUCCGCAAUCAAAACAAAUGAGAUGGACGCUCUGAGGACCACAGUGCCAUCAACGACACUCACAUGUCCACCCCCCACUUCCAAAUCUCACCCCACCCAGCUAGACAACCGCACACGUGCACACACACACACACACAAACAUUUUUUCUUGUCCUCGCUCAUUGUCCAGUCUACCAGCACCACAAAUCGCCUUCGACGACUGAUGAGAGUCCAACCAAACAUGUUGAUGUGUAUCAUAGUAGAGCAGGACAAGACUCCUUUUGUCCGUGUGACAGAGACUCUGAUGGACUGACCUUCUACAGACUUGAUGUCAUGGCCAGCAGGAUUGCUUGAAGUUUGAACUGCAGACAGUAUAUCCCUGCAACAGGAGGACUUUACCCCGCUGCUUCUCUCCUCAUUUAGAGACUCUCAGUCCACACUUAUACCUUAUCCACCCUCCCCUAUCAAAGCAAGUGCUCUCUGUAUUAUUUGUUACUAUGGAACGCACUAUAGUGUCCGAUCUUCUGAGCUGCUGCUGGGAAAUUAGUAAAGGAGCCCCAAAGAGAGAUUUCCAUUCCUCAGUGUAAAACUCCUGUUUCGCUCUAACCUGGUACGCUGCAGGUACAAAAUCUCUGCUCCAGUAAGUGUUAUUUUUUUCUCACUCAAGUUGUCACUAAGGUAUAGACUGAUUACACAACGUUUAGAUUGUAGAGCCACAGAGCUGGAAAAAAAUUUGCAAAAAUUCUUCUCCAUCUUCUUGGCCACAACCAGCAAAAAUGUACUUGCCAACCUGACACAAAGUGUUCUGGGUAAUUCUGAUGGAUGGUAGCUAAAAAGAAGCACAACAAGCAUGAAUGCAGUUAAUGCAAAAUGACUGUAGGACAAUUUAAAGAGAUAUUUUAAUCAGAGGCUGGAAAACAGUCCUUGGACAUAAAGUCACCAGUUGUGUUGAGAAUUAUUCCUACUGAAUCAGCAAACUGGAGGAUAAAAUAUUAACCUUCACCAGCAGGUAAUGGGGUGUGUGUGGAAUCAUGCAAUUUUUGCCAUUUUCCUGUGGCAUCUAUUUGAUUGCUCUUACACUUCACUGAAUUUAAAUAUAUAUUGUUACACAAGAAUGAGACAGAGUUGUCAUGAUAAUCAUUCCUAUUAUUGACAGUUCCACACCCUCGGGAACGCCGUCUGUGUGCAUAAACAAUAAGCCAUGCUAGUAACAGUAACAGGGGCCCCUGUUGUUUUUGAACAUUUCAAGGCUUACUGCACCUCCAAAAGAACUGGGAUGGCAUGGCACUGUAGAAACUCUGCCAACCUGCAAUGGGUACUUGCUACCGCAGGCUAGUACGUAAUCUUUUCUAUAAUACAUUACCAGUGAUGUUCCUGUAAUGGGUUAGUUUGAGACUGACUGCACUGAAUUUGGAGGGGGCAGAGGGAAGCCAGCUCUUUCAUAAAUAAUUCUUUUGAGACCUGGAGGAAAGCUGCUGAAGUAACACAACAGCAAUAUUUCUACAAUAAACACUGAAGACGAAUUCAUUUUGGAAAUAAUUUGAGAAAUAUUUAAAACAUUGCCUCUUGCUUGUCCACCGAUCCUGCCAAGUUGCUUAAUGUUUUUGCCAAUUAUUACUUGUUUAGAGCCAAAUUUAAAGCCAGUGUUGUCCUUGACUCAAUGUCAUGCUCUAUGUACAGCUUUUUGGGCAGUUUAGGUAAAUACAACACAACUGUUACCCAUCCAGUUUGAUCUGAUCCAGUUACGCCGCAGCUUAAGCCUGUGAGCUGGGACUCCAUCAAACAAAGCCAGCAUUUAGUUUACACUCCUAUGGAGGAGGUACAUUGUACCAGCGCGAGACAAGGUAUUAUCAUAUGCCAAAGGCCUCUGGUGUGUUGAAACAAAACAUGUCACCUAGUUUUCAGUGGAAAUGGGAUUUCAAACUGAAGAUUUGACCAGAUAAUUUAUAGUUGCCAAAAUAGCAAGCACUUAUUUUAAAAAAGAAAGGAGGAUACACAAGUGGAUGUCAAAAGCAGUAUUACCCUGUUAUCUCUCUUUAUGGUUUACUCAAUCCAUAAAGGCCUAUGAUAUGUCACACUGUGAGUAAAUUGAAAUACAAAUCUGGAUUAAAAAGAUAAUGCAGAAAUUGAGUGCUCCUUAAUCAUGAGUUGCAUUAGAUGUGUAUAUUGCUUUGCAGUCCCAUCCUGUCUCACUGUUUUUCCUGUAGCCUUUGUUUUAUUCAUUCGGUCAUGGUGAGACGGUAUGAUUCACUGCGAGGCCCAACCUUUACUCAUACACAUAUUCACAUGUCACAAGCAUACCUACAGCACUCAUACUCAUUAAACAAUGCACACACACAAUGCACGUAGUAAAUUUAACUGUGUGUACGUGUGUGUGUGUGUGUGUGUGAGGCAGGUGCAAGCAGAGAGCCCAGUUGAGAUUACAGAGUGUUGACUCAGAGUAAGCAGUGUGCAACUCUAUCUGUUGCCUGUUAGUCAGGCAUUUAGGCUUAGCUUGCCGCUUGCCAAGGCCCAGCUUUGGUGUCACGUUAAGCAUUUCCUUGCCCCCGCUUCAUUUCUCUCCAAGCAAAGGCAGCGAAAAUGCUCCUUUUAAGCUGCCUGUUUCAGUCUUGUCUGCUUCUUGCUGGAGUGCAUUUGUCCAUAAGUAGAGUUAUUCCUUUCUGUAAUUCUUUCACAAAUAUCCAUAAGCACAGCAUUUGUAAAUUUAUAUGAGAAGAAUAGAAAUUGAGCAAUUGCACCCCUACUCCAAAACUGAGAUUUCCCUGUCAAGCCAUCAGUUGUCUCAUCCAGAAUCUUGCUAGUGAAAGAACAGAAACCAGGGUUGAGGUAACCUAGAAACUGGACACUGUAGUUUUUAGUGUCUGUGCUGUCUAAUGUCUAAUACAUAUGGGAGUCAUACAAAACCAGGGCCAUAGCCAGGAUUUUAGAGGUCCCCCCAACACCCCUUACCAUUUAGACCAGAAACCAAAAAGUUUUUUUUAUUACUUGGAUUUUUCAUAUUUUAUUUAUUCAGUUAACUGUUGAUUUAUACUUUCUGUAAAUUGUAUUUCUUGUCAAACUUAAAAAAUACCCGCUGUGUGUAAGUUUUUAGAACAUAAAGUCCCAGUAGGUUGCAAAAACAGACAGAAGACAUGACCUCAGUAUCCUCAACCCUGUACAAAACUGAGCCACUAAUACAGCUCUGUCCUUUGUCUGAAGGACAGGUUACAGUUUCCUAUUUGUUAGUGUAUGGGCCUGCAGCAUGCAGUUAAAAGAAGGUGGAAGACUGUUGUGUCGGUCAACUCAGCUGUUAAGUGAGGAGAACAAAGUUUUCAAAAUGAUCCAUGGGUCCUGGUUAGCUCCUUUGUUUACUGCUCCAAGCUGUCACUUUAGCAUACACUGCACUGAGGAGACAGGCUGCACGCAUUUUCAACAACAGGAAGACUGACCUUGUAAAGGAAAAGAAAGGUGUCAGUCUUGUUAUUAUAUGACAUGUAGACUGAUAAAUGUUUGUCCUGCUAGCAGUGGAGACGAAUGAUGGCUAUGUGGGCAGACUGCCAUAAAAUGUACUGAGCACACUGAUGUUAAUCAGAGGAUGUACCGUUUCCAAGUUGGACUGUCCAUGAGCUUUCCACUAGCACCACCCUCAGGACAAAACAUCAACUUUGUACACAAAAUAUCUAAAGCUAAUGGCCAGAUUUCAGGUGAAGGAAUAGUUCACUAUUUUGGGACAUACGAUUAUUUGCUUUCUUGCUGAGCGUUAAAUGAAAAGACUGUUACCACUCUCAUUUCUGUCCAUUAAAUGUGAAACUACAGCCAGCUGUCGGUUAGCUUAGCUUAGCAUAAAGACUGGAAACAGGAGGAAAAAGCUAGCCCGGCUCUGUCUAAAGAUAAAACAAUCUGCCUACCUGCAACUCUAAAGCUUACUAAUUAACACAUUAGAUCUCUUUAUCAUUAUGCUAAGCUAAGUUAACUGGCUGCUGGCUGUAGCUCCAUAAGUGUUUUUCCCAAGAUGACGAUUAUUCUUUUAAAUCUCGUGCCACCAUCAGGCUGAACUUUCAAUUUUAGUCCGACUACUGGCCGAUCUCCCAGAAAAAGUACGUCAUUAUUGUUACCAGAAAUGUCAUACUGAUUUAUAAAGGUGUGUGUGGGUGUGUGUGUGUGUGUGUGGGGGGUGAUGAGGAACUAACCAAAAUCUUUUGUUAUGUCUGCUUUUUCUCCUGCUUGACACUGUUACACACACAUUCAGACACAUACAAAACAACAUGCAUGUUAUGUCUGAUCCUAAUCUGCACCAUGUGGUGUUGGCGUUGCAAAUGGUAUACUGUCCAUGUCUGAGACAGAUAUUGAAGAUAUGAGAGCCUAACUCUCACGUGGAAAUACUGGACCACUGAAUCAGUCGUCGUGAUGGCAAACAGACUCGUGACAAAUCUCCAGCAUUCCUUUUUUGAUGAUGGACUACAGGCCUGGUCAACAGCCUGAAUUAUGCAAUGACAACUAACUCCAACCCUAAUAUAAGACUAGUGGUCCACAGACAAAAUAAAACAUGACAUGACUUCAUGUAUUCUUUUCGAAAACAACAGAGAAGUUGCCUUAACUCUUGCUUGUAUAAUCUCUACAGUUAAGACAAUGAUGCUCGCUUGUAAAGAAGACUCUCCCUUCUUUGUACAAAAUGAAAUAUACCAGGAACAACAACUUUGUUAUCUUGCUAGUGUCAAUGUAUAGAUGAUCAGCUUUUUCUGUAACUUGUAUGGACCGUCACAUUUUUGCUAAGAAGAAACCCUCCUCCCAAAUUCCUUGUUCCUAAACAUCUAAUCUGUUCAACGUUUUAACUUGUGGUGGACUGUCAAAUCUCUUUGUGUACAUUUUAUAGUAUUAUUUAUUGUUGAAAAGUUUUGCAUUUGCAAAUAAUAAAAAAAGUGAAGGUGGUUUGACCUGAGCAUUCUAUUCCAAUGUAAAUGCCUGGUGAACAGUGAAAAGCUUUUUUAAUUAUUAAAAGGGAGAAAACAGUGACAUGAGGAGAUGAUCUUCUGUCUUUUUAUUAUGACGUUGUAACAUGUACAUAACAUGUGGCCAAAAUUGCUUUGGAAAAUAAUCAUUUUUUGUGUUGUAACAGUAUUUGUUUUAUCCAGUGAAUUGCUCAUGAAGACAAAUAAAUAAGAGGCACACACAACUCUGUUU